GAUACAUAAAUGAAUGACAAAAAAAUCAAAGAUAAAAUUAAAAAAGACAAUUACAUCAAGUAAUAUAUGACAUCAGAUAUAUAAUACAGCGCACAAAACAACUUUCUUCUCACACAGGAAAGCCUGGGAGAAAAAGUGAGUUUUAAGAGAAGAUUUAAAAAUGUCCAAAGUCUCUGAGGACCAGAUAUCCAGCGGUAAACUGUUCCAUAGCUUAGGGGCAGCCACUGCAAAAGAUCCAUCGCCUUUAGUUUUCAGCUGCACUUAGGCAGAUCCAAUGUCUGCAGUUUAUUUUUUUACUUUCAUUUAUCACCAAAUCAUAUACUGAAACUGAGUCUGGGAAACUGACACUCUGCUUCAUAGAUUCUGAAAUAAUCUUGAAUGAUGCUUUCUUGUCUCUUGUUCACAGCCAGGCUCUCCCCACCACUCCACACUUCAUCAAAAUGCCUCAUCGCAUCUGCUCUGUUGAGAUUAGCAACAACUCAGGCUGCUACACUCUCACCAACCCAAGGGUGUUCACUGAGAGCGGCUGCAGUGAGGUCCCUCUGCCCCCCAUGGUGGGACCCUGCUCUGCUGGCAGCGCAUUGUUCAACAAAAUCACUGGCAGUGCCACUGGCGCUGUGGGCGUCUUCACCUAUGACCUUUUCAAUGGCAGCAUAGGUGACUACAGCCACGUCAUGGCUGUCAUGUUCUCUGUGCCCUACGAUCGGAACCUCUACUCCAACUGGUUUGCUGUUGGCAUCUUUGAAAGAGGAAACAAUUGUGACUACAAUCUUUAUGAUAUUAUGUAUAAUGGAAAUGAAGAUAAUUUUGUAAGAGCAAAAGCUGAUGGCUCCUGCAUAUCUUAUGAAGGUGAUUAUGUUAUUGUCAGUGCUUCCAUGUCAGACUCAGGUGAAGCCGUCCUGAGGGUGGACAUCAGUGAUACUGGCAUGUAUUAAGUCAAAACAAGAAAGAGUCUACUGGUCAUUGUAAUUAAAAAAAAUCUAAUAUGUGUGAACCUCAAUCAAGUAACAAAGUUGGUAACUAGCUAAAAUGGUUUUGAUUAACCAAUAUAUUUCAAAUAGGAGUAGACAUGA
This is a messenger RNA of Centropristis striata (black sea bass), 1073 nucleotides long. RefSeq names its product DELTA-stichotoxin-Hmg2b-like. The transcript has 2 exons. NCBI's taxonomy places the organism in Eukaryota, Metazoa, Chordata, Actinopteri, Perciformes, Serranidae. The coding region runs from base 441 to 935 and encodes 164 amino acids. The record is from RefSeq and is a predicted model, not a curated record. Gene Ontology annotation, cellular component: pore complex. Gene Ontology annotation, biological process: pore complex assembly; monoatomic cation transport; cytolysis in another organism. Gene Ontology annotation, molecular function: channel activity.